ACAAAGACCCAACGUGGCCAAAAAUAAAUUAAAAAAAAAAAAAAAAAGAAUCAAUAGGCAGGCAUGCGCAGCCCCACGAGUACGCGCCUCAGGAUAGCCCACACUAUGGAUCCACUGGCAAAGCAGAUCUUUAAAGGAGUUUUAGUAGCUGAACUUGUGGGCAUUUUUGGAGCAUAUUUUUUGUUCAGAAAGAUGAAUACAAGCCAAGAGUUCAGGCAAACAAUGAGCAAGAAAUUCCCCUUCAUCUUGGAAGUUUAUUGCAAGUCCACUGAACACUAUGGAAUGUACGGAAUCAGAGAGAAAGAUCAAGAAAAGUGGCUGAACAGCAAAAAUUAGGAAUUUGACCAUCAAUCAAGGUUUGCCCUAUUUUAUAGUAUCAGGCAAGAUUAAAACUCCAAAGCUGACAUGGAUGGAUUUUAGAAUAUUUAAGGUGAAAUGUAGAUUCUAAUUAAAGCAGUUGUUCUUUGGACUAACCGUGAAGAAAUUGAUGGAACGAUUGUUUAUUAUGUUAUAAAUGGAGUUUCAUUUACUACUCAUAAUAAAGUGGUUCUCCUUUAAAAACAAAAACAAAAAAAACAACUCCCCUAUAAUUCUGUAUAAACCUUUCAAAAUAGAUAAAAUACUAAAACAUCUAUUUUUAAUAUUUAUUACAUUUUUUC
This is a messenger RNA of Balaenoptera musculus (blue whale), 659 nucleotides long. Its product is annotated as protein CEBPZOS-like. The record is from RefSeq and is a predicted model, not a curated record. Lineage: Eukaryota; Metazoa; Chordata; Mammalia; Artiodactyla; Balaenopteridae. Bases 64 to 336 code for a protein of 90 amino acids. The transcript has a single exon.